AUGGAUGGCUCAACAAAGACCACUAUUGAACGAGACAACAAGUCCAACAACUGUGGUCCCCAACUUGAGUACUACAGAGGCCACUCAACAAACAACCAUCAGUGCUACACCAGCUCCAACAACAGAGACUACAGCAGCUACUUCGACCGCUUCAGGAAACACAAUUCAGAAUUCAGACAAUAUGUCACAACAACAACAACAGAGACUCUUACUGAAGUAGAAGUGGUGGUUGAGUUCAAUGACCAUGCUGCACCUGGACAAACCCCACAGGCUAGUGAUGUGGCAAAAACAUUAGCAAAUGCUGUGUCCAAUCCCAACAACAACUUCAACCUCACUGUUGAUCCCACUACCAUCCAAGCAGUGGUAUUGAACGAGACAAUAAGUCCAACAACUGCAGUCCCCAAGUUGACUACUACAGAAACUACUCAACAAACAACCAUCAGUGCUACACCUGCUCCAACGACAGAGACUACAGUGACAACAACAAGUUCUCCAACAACACAAAGUGCUUCUCCCACAGCAGGAAAUUCCACAAUACCUCCUGAAACAUUUGCUACAACAUCUCAAGCAAUCACACCUGGAACGUCAAAUACACCAAUAUUGACAACUGCAGCACCAACAACAGUUGCAGUAUCAUCAAGUUUUACUUCAGCCACUGCAGAGGUAACAGUAACAUCCUCAGCGGCAUCAACCUCUGCUUCAUCAACAACAACUACAACAACAAACACUGGUGCUUCUACAACUGUGGAAUUAACAACUGCUGAAAGAGGACCAACCUCUGGAAUUUCAGUGUCAUCUACUAGUUUGAUUGUGUCAACUACUAAUACAAAAAUUACGUUCCCCACUAUUACUACAAAUCAUACUACUACAAGUCCUACUAAUCCAGCUACUACUCCUACUACUAUUACUACUACGACUACAACUUCUACUACUUCUACAAUUCCUAAUACUAUUGCCCCUAUCACUCAUACUACGUCUUCAACUACAACUUCUACUACUCCUACUACUACUACUACUACUACUACUACUACUUCUACUUCCACCACCACCACAACGACGUUGACUCCCCCAGCAGUUGUACUUGUCACAGCAGUUUUGGUUGUACCAUUUACAUCACAACUCACUGACAGCAACAGCAUUGAAUUCAAAACUCUGGAACUACAAGUUGUUACAAUUUGGGACGUCAUCUACCGGGCAAGUUUUGGUGUUCGGUUUCUUCGUUCAUAUGUCAUACAAUUUAGAGAAGCUGUUACCAUAACCAAAUCAGCCAAUACUGAAGCAGAUGUGGGAAUUGUGUUUAAUACUACAGUAGACCAGGUCCCACCCACUAAUGAUGUGGCAAAUCAGUUAGUAAUGGCUUUGUCCAACCCCAACAACACCUACAACCUUACUAUUGUUCCUUCAUCUGUCGCAGCAGUUUAUUUAAAUCCAACAACAAAUGCAACAACAGUGCCACCUACACUGAACAGCACCACAGGUGUACAAGUGUACACAGCCACCAGUGGUACAUCGGGGCCUACUACAACUACUGCUGCUGUUGUGGCAUUUACAAAAAAGAGUCUUAUUUUCAAAUCUAAGGAGACAUUUACUAGUGACUUGAAUAAUCCAUCAUCCACAGCAUAUACAAAUCGAGCCUUCGUGAUAACAACAACACUUACUUCCUUCUAUCAAAACGCAUUUGAUUCCUUUAAGUUCUUGCAAGUGACUGAAUUCAGUAAUGGUUCCAUUAACAACAAACUGGAACUUAGUUUUGAUUCUGCAUCUGCUCCCAACGACACUGCGAUUGGGAACGUUUUGAUCCGAGCAGCUCCAAACAUCACCGCCUUUAAUAUUGACAUCACAUACAUUUUUGUGGAUGGCACUCAAGUGUCAAGUGGAAUAAGCCAGAGGAUCAGUGUCCUUACUGCAACCUGCCUUGUGCUUCUGUCAUGGCUGCUAUCAAACCAGUAAUAGUGUCAGUGCUGAUGUUCAUCUCAGAUCGCAAUCAAAACACUGACAUGAAAAAAGUUAUGUUGUUAUAUCUGAUUAUUUAAUACAGACUCAUAAUGUCAGAAUGCAAUGACAAAUACUGUUAUUUCAAUCACCAAAACAGACCUAAGAUAUACGAUAUUAUUUAAAAGCUAUAAUUCAAUGCAAUUCAAUUCAAUGAAGGAAAAUUAUAAAUGAAGAAACCCAUACACACUUUACACAUUACAAACAGAAGACUCAUCAUCAUCAUUAUACUUGUAUUAAAUGUCAUUGCCUAAAAUUGACGUUAUUCACCAUUACUUAUGUCAAACGUUAUUUUGUUUUGCUUAAUUGCCUGUAAAGAGUUGUUAUCAUAAGAAGUAAUAAAAAUGUUUAAUUAUUUUUAGGAAAACAAAUAAGGUCAACCUUAUGACCUAUUUUCUUUGUUGUGGAAUGUGCAAUUAAAACAGUUAACUAAAUGUUUUGGAAUGCAUAAUAACAGUGAGGGAAAUAUUGUGAAGAAUAAAGAAUUAAAUGCAUAACUCUUGUUUUAAACAAAA
This is a messenger RNA of Betta splendens (Siamese fighting fish), 2507 nucleotides long. Its product is annotated as mucin-2-like. Bases 1 to 1950 code for a protein of 649 amino acids. The record is from RefSeq and is a predicted model, not a curated record. The transcript has 13 exons. Lineage: Eukaryota; Metazoa; Chordata; Actinopteri; Anabantiformes; Osphronemidae.